Molecule: messenger RNA, 1848 nt
Organism: Exophiala dermatitidis NIH/UT8656
Lineage: Eukaryota; Fungi; Ascomycota; Eurotiomycetes; Chaetothyriales; Herpotrichiellaceae
Exons: 2
Coding region: 668-1690 (340 amino acids)
Molecular function (GO): phenylpyruvate tautomerase activity
Source: RefSeq, a predicted model, not a curated record
UCCUAAUGCCACGCUCGAGCCGGAGUUUCAGCGUUCCUUCUGAUGACUGCUCACUGAGGUUGGAGAGCUCUAUGCUGUGUAAUCAAGACGUUCAGCUUGGUGGAAGGAUAACGAGUCAAAUAAGCAGCAAUCGCGCCUCAAGCCAGUGAGUACAAAACAGUAAACACCAACAGGAUUCGCGAUGAGCAUGCAAUGUCUCUCGGCGUACUUCCACUACUAGAAGCUGCAUUAACCUCACGAUUUCCUCCAUGGAUGUUGGACUCGAGGCUUGACUUGACAGGAGCUCAAGUUGUAGUGGAAACUAACUGCAUGCUGGCAAUUUCUCUGUGGCAGUUGUGUGGUUGCUGAAUGCAGGCACGACGGAAACCUGCAGCUCUGCCUGCGCUCCCACCCAACAUCACCCUCUCUUGUUUCAACAUAGCUUGUUAUGCAUCUUUGGCUUGCUUGAACCCAGAUCUUCAAGUCUGCGCCGUGUGACCAGACCUCAGGGUCUUUCCCUCGUUGGAUUUUUGGAUUUCCAUUGGCAGACUCACGGCCACGCCAUUGUUAAUGGGCCUUUUGGAAUUUCCGCAUGAGACAACUUACCAGCAUAUUAAGUGAAGACCGACACUACAAACUACUGUGAUAUUCUUCGAUGCCGACGACAAGCAGCCCAGCAUUCGCAUGAAUGAGACAGUGCAAACUUUUACUCGUCUCCAUUAUCCAUGCCACUAUGCCCUCAACCCCAUCUUCUAGAAGCCGAAUUAACGCAACGACAAUCGAGAAUGCCUUUCCCACGCCUCCCACCGGUGAAAAUCCGGACACCUUGUUCCGUAUCAAGGGAAGAAUGUCACCAGCACCCCGGCGCAUGAUCCGUCUGCAACGCGCACAAUCUACACCGCCGGAGCUUACACAUUCGAACCAAUUUGGGAUUCUCACAAAAAGCGCUGAAGGGCAACUAUCAGAUGUUGCCAGCCUCGAACGCUCUUGGCACAAAUUACACCUUUCGAAGAAGAAAAGCCAAUAUUACAGUGAAGCCUUUGCCUACCGCGCGUCAACAAACAGUGCAAAGGAUCGGGUGGCGAAGGACUCGGUGAUACUAGUAGAAAUCAAGCUAAACUGUUGUCUGGAAUCGGAAAAAGAGUUUCUCAUCGAUUUGUCCUUUCGACUCUCGGAAAUCUACCAACGACCUGCAUCCUGCAUCAUGGCUAUGGCGUCUACAGAUAUAUCAAUGCUCCUCGGCGGCAACUCGGAGCCUGCGUACCAUCUCACCAUUACUGCUUUGCCCUCGGAAAUAGCGGCGACGAAGAACAAACGAAGCACACACCUCAUCCAAGACUUUGUGCUCGAUACGCUACGAAUUCCACCGACACGUGGAGUUGUGCGCUUCGAGGCAGUUUCCGAGGAAAAUUUAGCCACAAACGGCAUGACGGCUUUGCAAGAGAUUGAACAGUUGGAGCGACAAUCGCUGGACGACGAGGGUGUCUCGAGAGCAGUUCAUCGCCAAAGAAGCAGAGGAGGUAAAAAGUCAAGCGCGCCAGCCUUUACCGAGAGAGUAAGAGUAGGGUUUCCCUCCUUCCGAGCCACCACCCCAGCACGUCAAUACUUCGGCACCACUGGCACAGCAGAAACGAAGUCGACGGAAGUGAGUGGUCUAGGUAGGAAGCGCGUCAAAAGAAGGCAGAGCAUUCUUGCCUUUUUCCGGAAGUGAUGGGCAAGCACGAAUCUUAUUAUUUUACGCGCCUUUAUCCACAUUUGAUCACGUUCAAAGUUAGAUGCGUUGUUUGAAUAGCUGCACCCCAGGUAGCUAGUAAGCCUGUGGUUCUUGAAUAGUGAUAUUCCAGCAACGGCUACCUUGCAUACGAUCCG